Messenger RNA from Durusdinium trenchii, 4849 nucleotides. NCBI's taxonomy places the organism in Eukaryota, Dinophyceae, Suessiales, Symbiodiniaceae. The record is from the annotation of a GenBank genome assembly.
CUUGCAAGUUGCACCAUAUUCCAUUUGCGUGUCCUAGAUGUUUUCACAGGAGAGCCUAUCAUUUGUUCCCACCAGAAAGCGGUGACGUCACAAUCUUGACGGGUUCCAAAGCUGGGUUCAGUGAGCAUCUGAGUCAAGGCAAGUGUUAUCUAGCUGCAAGAUGCACUUUGAACCGAUCUGACCGCUAAAGUCGUUUUGAGAUCAACGACGGAGUGGUAUAUAUAGAUAUAAGAUAUGCCGUUCAUGUGGCUGUAAAAUUCCAGAGCUGCCAGUAGUUAUAUAUCAGCAGAGAAGUUUGUAUUUUGUGAUUUUGACGCUUCAUCAGAAUGAUUGCAGAGAGAGCGAUACUUCAGAUGCUUUGCAUACUUUGGGUCUUGUGCGACCCUUGUCGCCUUGUCAAGACAUGCCUGUCGAUUUAUGCAUUUGACUCUGCCUGCUGGUUUGGGAGUUUUCUCCCGAGAUGGCCCCAGACACUCCAAACUUGGAUCCGCCAUGACAAUGUCGUGAUUUGCACAGCAGCUUCCAAGUUGCGCCUUGUUCGAUUUGAAGUUUCCAGGAUUGUGCAUAGUGGGAGAGCCUACCGUUUGCUGUUCCCAACAGAAGGUGGUGACGUCGCAGUCCUAAGAGGUUCCAAAAAGCUAAGCCAGCUAAGUGAGCAUGUGAUUCAAGAGGAGUGUGGUGUGGAGGUCAGUGUGAGGACCCUUUCUAAAAGCCAGGGGACCGCCCAAUUUCUCGCAUGUGGAAACAACAAAUCGCUUGUAUGCUUUUCCAAGUGUACUCGGGUAUUCGAACAUAGAAUCGGUUGCUGGGCAGGUGCAGUGGGAUGCGCCAAAUUUGCUUGAGCAGUCAACAUGGUCGCAAGCAUAGUGAUUCUGCUAAAUUGUUCAACCUCGUUUGUUCGAAGCUGGUUCAUUCCAGUCGCAAGUCGCAAGUCAUCAGAGGAUUUGCAGUGCGAAGGAGGAACACUGAAGCGCUAGAUUCACUAGAUUGUAUGUUGCCCAGAAGCUGCCUUGCUCAACGGAUGUUUUUAGGCCCUGUUUGACAAACACAUCCAAGGACUAGAGGGAAGUAAUUAGAGUUUCUUUUGUAUCAAGCGUCAAGAAGAACGUAACAACCCAGCGCAUCAAAUGCAGUGAAGGCUUCAAACAAGGGCAAUGAGCCACACGUGCCCAUAUUCAUUGCGAAUGUGGCUGUGACAGAGUUAUUUAGAGUCCCGCUAGUAGACUGGUUGGGCUAGCGAGACCUUGCUGAGAAACCUGGAGUUUGCUGAGCGAUUCAGUCUUGGCUGUUUCGUUGCAGCAAACCUAGUCCAGAGGAUGGGAAUGUGAACACUGAGUGUCAAAUCUGGGGUCGAAUCAGAAGAGGUCUUCAAGUCUUCAACGAGACCAGACCAGAAACUGUUGGGCGUGCUGAGUGACAGGCAGAAUUCAUAUGAAUUCAUAUCAUGAUGUGACUUGCAGAAGGUGCGCUGUUAAAGCCUGACUGACAUCGCACUCUCGUCUUUGGCGUGACUCACAGGCUCUAUACUUUACUGUGGGAAGCUGCCCACAUCAUGCUGCCCAAGCCGCAGAGAUCAAAGACGCAGGUUGACCGAAAACGUGCCAACCCUGCAGGUUUUUCGUUUAAGGGAGGCAGUCACAUCACUCACCGGAAGCAGACCAAGACAACCCCUUUAAGGAUCAAUUCCUUGUCACCCUUUUUGGUUUGCACAGCACACGCGGCAGCGCAGCGGUCAUUGCUGCCGCUGUUUGCCAGAGCCGUUGGUCGUCAUGCAAUCGGAUUGUAGGUACUUUGCAUUUUUUGGACUUGCUCUUUGACGGAUCCAGCCCUGUAUUGAGUCAAUAGGUUGCUGUUAACGGCCUGAACCCAUGUCAGAAGACAUUCUUUUGUAGGGGCAUUGUCCGCAUUGAGUUGCAGCAGCACUUCCAAGUGUAUGCAAGUGUUCCUUUGGACCCUGGAGCAGCACUGGUUGAGUUUCCCCGCAGACCGAUCACAAGUUCAAGAAUGAUCAAGUGGGCUUAGUAGCAGGCCCGCUGCAGCUGCAAAAGCUCAGCUGGACGACUUUGGCGUUUCUGCCUGCAUCAUGGGAGCGAUGGUUUCAAUCUCCGUCAGCUGCCCCAAGUCCAAGAGCUGAAAGUAAUGCAACCGGGAGCGCAACCCAACAAGCUGUGUGCGAUCUCCGUCAGGCCUGGAGAGGGUUAAGAUUACUUCGAGUGAGCAAGAGGCACACCAGGCACACUACACCACCUAUUGACCUUUACCUUCGCAUUGUCGAGGUCUCCCACCAACCAGUUCCAGACUGCUGCUGGACGGUCACGCAGAGCAUCCAAAAAAAGCGUGAUCCUCUUGUCACACAUCACUCAAUCCCAAAGGGCCUCCUUGCUCUUGUUGAUCGAGGCAACUGGCAUGUCAAGGACCGUUGGCGAAUUUGUGGUGGUGAAACUUCCCAUCUCGAGGACCAUGCACCACUCGUCCGGGUCCUUCAGCUGCAGAAUCCUCCCAUCGCUGCUGAAUCGGGGUAGCAAGGAGUCUUUUCUGCAUCCAUGCUGCAUCCUUCCCAUGCUUCUUGGUGAUGGACAGCAGCAAGCUGCACGACAUGCUGUAGAUAGCAGUGGCCGUACACAUUCAGGAGGGUACCUUACAGAGCAACCAGGUGCAGCUUUGCCUUUUCAUUUUCCAAAAGAUUGGUUUGACUUUAACGUAAUCCCCAAGGCUGUUGCUGAGGUGUGCCCUCCUCUCCAGAGCCAAGAGGCCAGCCUUGUCCAGACCACUCUGAAGCAGUGCUGGUGGUUCUGUCGUGACAAAUGUAUUGGACUAUGCGGCCUAUACGUGAGCAGGCUUGGACUGAGGAGUGUGAAGAUGGGCCUUUUUGCUUCUAAGCUUUGCCAGCCAAACUUCUCGUGUGUCGUGGGGACUGAAAGUGUGCAAGCUUGAAGUUUAAACAUCCGUUUCUUCGGGGGCCAUUUGCACUCAGUCAAGAGGUCCACUUGUACAAAGCCUGUUGACCAUGGCCUCCAACGGCCAAGAAUAGCAGGAGGCAAAUGUGCACAUUGAGGAUUUGCACCAGAACCUAAGAACCCAGCAAAUGAACCACAUGCAAGUCACAGCUGUGUCAAUGACACAGGGUGUUUGAGUCCUCCAUGUGACAUUCCCUGAGUGCACACACUGCAAUGGGGAGAAAGACAGAAGGUCAAAGUCUUGGAUUGUCUUCUGCAAAUUGUUCACGACCAUUCUUGUCCUUGAUAGAGGCGUGAGAAUGCAAAGCUGUCACCAAGGUCUUGACACGCAGCCAACGCAGAGACGUGCGUCGGGGAAAGAUUGCUCCCCUUGCCUUUAGCGUCGUUUUCAUUGGCCCGAUGCGCCUCACACAGCCGAAUUGAUAAAGCCGGCGACGUUUUGCCGUCUUUUCCGGACAUCGUGCUGACAAGCAGUCAGAACCUUCAAGUGUUCGGCGUUUUUUCGGCGGAGCCGCACAUUUGUCAUUGUCAGGAUAUGGUGGAAACAUCACUUUUAGCUUUUGCAUGUCUUGAUGCUGGCUUUCAAUGCUUUCCGAGGGCCGAUAAAAUCUCACUAUAUAAAGUGAUAUGCAUAUGCAGAUGAAGAAUCUUCAGAUCCUGAAGCAAUCCAACAGAUUGGGAUGGACGCGCAAGCAGCUUUUUGGGAUGGCCCCAAAACAUCAGAUUUCAAACCACCAUGUCCCAAUGCAACGCGCGGCAGCUUGCAAGUUGCACCAUAUUCCAUUUGCAUGUCCUAGAUGUUUUCACAGGAGAGCCUAUCAUUUGUUCCCACCAGAAAGCGGUGACGUCACAAUCUUGACGGGUUCCAAAGCUGUGUUCAGUGAGCAUCUGAGUCAAGGGAUUAUAGGUGCUUCACCCACAAGUGCAAAAAAAAAACUUCCGACUGUUCACCUAAGGGCUGUCCACCAAGUUCACCUAAGGGCUGUCUUUAAAAUGCUGUAGGACCAUAGACUUGGCCACUUGCAGAAUGACGGCUUGAGUCUUUCAAAGGAUCACAUGUUUGGGCCACUUUGGCGAGUCCUGUCAUCGAUUGGGUCUUCGCAAGCCUUUGUCAAAUUUGUCUCGUGGUUGGAUGGUGUCGACUGUCUCGGAAUCUCAUGUGCGAUCGAGGCAUAUUUGCUGGAAAAGUGAGUGACAUGACCAGCUCUCGUGGUGUCAUAGGGUCUCGAAAUGCAGUCUUGGUCAUAUGCCCCAAGAAUUCCUGGGAGAAGGGCUUUGCAGAGGCCGAUGCUCCUAUCGCAGGACUUCAUUGCUGCAGCACAGGCAAAUCCACGUUCGAGAAUGGCUGCCUAGCUGCAUUACAGCUGCUGCACAUGACAUCACAGGUGUGAGGAGGCUCAGUUCGGUGGCACAAAGACAAGACUUUGAUAUUUUUUUGAAACGAGUAAAGCAGCCCGAGACAGGGUCUCGAAAUGGAGAUGGUCGGUUGUUAGGGAGGUAAAUCACUCAACUGCACGCUGAGAUGUUAUCGCUGUAUUCCAAGCUGCUCCCUGUUGGCAACAUGCUGGUUUGCCUGUCACCUUUCCAUGAAAGACUCAGACAUGCGAGGUGGUGUCACAGGAAUUUCUGUGUUAUUUGGACUUGGUCGUAAGCAGUUGAAGACUGCCUCUCCUGGUCAGAAUAUAGACUGCUGUGGGGUCCAUGACAUCACACCUUGCAUUCUCAUCAGCAAUUGAGGAAAAGGUGCGACACGCCCUGUGCUUCCCUCUCAACAUGUUUCAACUGCGUCCUUCAAUCACCCACAGUGUCCACCCUCAAGACAUGUAUAGAUGCUUUGGCUAUUACGCGACCUUUUGAGCCCAACUGCAGUGUUGCAGAUGAGCAGCAGGACG